AUGUCUGACGCAGGAGAUGAGAUCAAUGUCGAGGAGGCGGCCCCCGAGGUCGAGGAAUCCUCCACCGCCCCCAAGGGAAAACUCUCCGUUGAGGAGGCUCUUCAGCAAGUCCUGAAGAUUUCCCUCGUGCACGACGGUCUCGCUCGUGGCCUCCGCGAGUGCGCAAAGGCUUUGGACCGUCGCCAGGCCCACCUCUGCGUCCUCGUCGAGACCUGUACCGAGGCAGAGUACAUCAAGCUUAUCGAGGCUCUCUGCGCUACCCACAAAAUCCCCCUCAUCAAGGUCGGAGACGCGAAGAUCCUCGGGACCUGGGCCGGACUUUGCAAGAUCGACAGGGAGGGCAACCCGCGUAAGAUCGUUGGGUGCUCGUGUGUCGUCGUUAAGGAGUACGGCACGGAGACGGAGGGGAGGCACGUUCUUGAGGACUACUUCAAGAGCCGUUGA
Messenger RNA from Stereum hirsutum FP-91666 SS1, 444 nucleotides. RefSeq names its product 40S ribosomal protein S12. Lineage: Eukaryota; Fungi; Basidiomycota; Agaricomycetes; Russulales; Stereaceae. The transcript has 2 exons. The record is from RefSeq and is a predicted model, not a curated record. Gene Ontology annotation, biological process: translation. Bases 1 to 444 code for a protein of 147 amino acids. Gene Ontology annotation, cellular component: cytosolic small ribosomal subunit; ribosome. Gene Ontology annotation, molecular function: structural constituent of ribosome.